Glossina fuscipes is the source of this 378-nucleotide messenger RNA. Its product is annotated as myb-like protein I. The record is from RefSeq and is a predicted model, not a curated record. The transcript is spliced from 3 exons. The coding region runs from base 1 to 378 and encodes 125 amino acids. Lineage: Eukaryota; Metazoa; Arthropoda; Insecta; Diptera; Glossinidae.
AUGACUUGUGUCCUGCUGCAAGACAAAAACACCCAAACAAUUGCAUUAUUGUCGACAUCUGCAUGUCGAACAAAAAAAAAGCAGAAAGGAAUACUGCAAUGCAAACGCCCUCAAAAGCGAAAUCAAAACUCUGAACAAUGGCAACAUCAGGUAAAACUACAUCAGCAACAACAGCACGAACAACAACAACAACAGCAUUAUCAUCAUCAUCAUCAUUAUCAGCAUCAACAAAGGCAACAAAAGCAACAAAAACAACACGGUUCUUCGUUGUUUGUGUCAGUUGUCAUGUUGACACUUUUUAUAGUAUCCAUUGAAGGGAUUACAGAAGAAUUGUCACCAGAGCGGGCUUCGUCAUCCAUGAAGAGCUUGUGGAACUAA